UUUCACCAGUUUUCAAAACUUGCCGUUUCAAGUUUAUCUGUCGUUUCCAGAGAGUCGAGUCUGCUUUCAAAUACAACAACCAGCUCCUUAUCAAGUAUUCGUCAUGCAAGUAAAAAGGCUGGAGGAAGCAGUAAAAACCCCAAAGGCAGACCAAAAGGCAAACACCGUGGAAUCAAGAAAGCCGAUGGCCACUGGGUAUCAUCGGGAACCAUAAUCGUUCGACAGUUGGGACUUGAUUAUCAUCCAGGUCUUAAUGUGGGCAUUGGCAGGGACCGUACGCUCUUUGCCAAGGAACAUGGCCGCGUACUCAUGACCACAGAGAAAGUGAAUCCCGACUGGAACAACAGGGUCAUCAAGCGCUUUUAUGCCGAGCUGAAGGACCAGCCAAAAGUUCCCAUUUUCAAGACCUACUUCCAUGUUAUUCCCGAGGAGCAGCAUAAGAAUUUCAAGCUUGUAGAUCAGAUAUGAAAGGGUUUGAGCGGAAUAGACCCUUAUUUAAUUUUUUCUUGUAAAUAGUGUUCAAAUAAAGUUCUAAAAAGAAUGUUUGAUUA
Penaeus vannamei (Pacific white shrimp) is the source of this 551-nucleotide messenger RNA. It is a transcript of the gene mRpL27, whose product is annotated as mitochondrial ribosomal protein L27. Lineage: Eukaryota; Metazoa; Arthropoda; Malacostraca; Decapoda; Penaeidae. Gene Ontology annotation, molecular function: structural constituent of ribosome. The record is from RefSeq and is a predicted model, not a curated record. Gene Ontology annotation, cellular component: ribosome; mitochondrial large ribosomal subunit. Gene Ontology annotation, biological process: translation.